UCUUUCUAAUUACUCUUCCCUUCAAUAUAUACAUCGAGCUUCUUUCGGUGCUUUUCCCAAUCCCCUGCCUUUUGCUGUGAAACCUUCCAAACAGAGGCCAAAUGGGUAAACAAUAAGAAGAUGAUCAGCAGCAGAUCCACCAUGGCUGCGGCACUUACUGCUCUCAGCUUCCUUCUUACCUCUCUGGUUUUCAACACCGUGUUAGCAACCAGCAGUGACAGAAAAACUACUCAAGAAUACUUUAUCGGAAGCAGAAGUGGUGAGGGUAGAAGCAAAAGCAACAACGAAUUUCACAGUAAUUCCAUCAAACUCCGAUGUCAGAAAUCAACAACCACUUCUCAUGCGCCACUAACUUUACCUCAAGAAACUGCAACUUUGGUAUUUGCAGACCAGAGGCUUAAGGCGGUCUACCCUGUCAUCCAAAAAUUCAAAUCCAUCAUUACCUCAGAUCAUCUGGGCGUUACCAAAUCCUGGGUAGGCUCAGAUAUAUGCAGUUACAGAGGAUUCUACUGUGACCACCCCCCAGACAACCAAUCUGCAAUAGCUCUCGCUUCCAUAGACUUUAAUGGCUUCCAAAUUGGCGCUCCUACUCUCGACGGCUUUCUUGAUCAGCUUCCUGAUAUUGCUCUCUUCCAUGCGAAUUCCAACAAGUUUUGCGGCACCAUAUCUCCCAAUAUUUGUAAACUCCCUUAUCUCUACGAGUUUGACAUAAGUAACAACCAAUUCUCUGGUCCAUUUCCCAUGGCUGUCCUAGGCAUGAACAGCCUAACAUUCUUGGAUAUUCGGUUCAAUCGAUUCUCUGGGUCAGUCCCACCUCAAAUAUUCACAGAGAACCUCGACGUCCUCUUUAUCAACAACAACAAUUUCAUGCAGAUGCUUCCCGAUAGCCUAAGCAUCUCUCAUGUUCUCUAUCUCACUCUAGCCAACAACAAGUUCACGGGUCCAAUCCCAGGAGGUAUUGCAAAAUCUCUGUCCUCUCUAACUGAGGUCCUGUUGUUUAACAACCAGUUGACAGGCUGUCUACCUUAUGAACUAGGUUUUCUAAAGGAAGCCACAGUGUUUGAUGCCAGCGAGAAUCAUUUGACUGGUCCUUUACCACUCUCGUUGGGUUGUCUGAAGAAGGUGGAGCAGUUGAAUUUUACCGGUAACCAGUUGUAUGGCAUGGUGCCGGAGGUGGUCUGUAAGCUAGAGAAUUUGAUGAAUUUAUCAUUGUCCUCCAAUUAUUUUACGAAUAUAGGGCCAUAUUGUUUGUUCUUGAUUGAGAGAGGAGUGCUUGAUGUUAGAAACAACUGCAUUCCCGGUCUUCCAUCUCAAAGAUCAGUAGUUGAAUGCGUGGAUUUUCUCUCUUACCCGAGAACUUGCCCCUACAUGUGGAGUUAUACUUACAUACCCUGUGUUCUUCACUUCGGCCCCCCUGUAACUUCAAUUCCAGAAAUGGCUCCUACACCCUGAAAUGGAGCCAAUUUCUUACCCUGUUUAGAGAA
Carya illinoinensis is the source of this 1484-nucleotide messenger RNA. RefSeq lists its product as uncharacterized. Gene Ontology annotation, molecular function: protein binding. Bases 121 to 1452 code for a protein of 443 amino acids. The transcript has a single exon. Lineage: Eukaryota; Viridiplantae; Streptophyta; Magnoliopsida; Fagales; Juglandaceae. The record is from RefSeq and is a predicted model, not a curated record.